AUGCGCUUCGCACUGUGGUCCGCUGCCCUCCUCGUCGGCUGCAUGGCUGCCCCCAUGCUUCCGACGCACCCGCUCAUUGUCCGAAGAGAAUUGACAGAGAAUGGUGAAGUGCGCGACAACGACGAACCGUUGACCUCCGAUGGCGACGUGGACCCUGUCAAUGACGGCGAGGUCAACAACAACAUCUCGCUGAUCCGGCUCUGCUAG
Molecule: messenger RNA, 207 nt
Organism: Aspergillus fijiensis CBS 313.89
Lineage: Eukaryota; Fungi; Ascomycota; Eurotiomycetes; Eurotiales; Aspergillaceae
Exons: 3
Coding region: 1-207 (68 amino acids)
Source: RefSeq, a predicted model, not a curated record